This is a messenger RNA of Phyllostomus hastatus (greater spear-nosed bat), 1075 nucleotides long. It is a transcript of the gene NAXE, whose product is annotated as NAD(P)HX epimerase. The transcript is spliced from 6 exons. Gene Ontology annotation, molecular function: NAD(P)HX epimerase activity. Gene Ontology annotation, cellular component: mitochondrion. Lineage: Eukaryota; Metazoa; Chordata; Mammalia; Chiroptera; Phyllostomidae. The coding region runs from base 4 to 870 and encodes 288 amino acids. The record is from RefSeq and is a predicted model, not a curated record.
UGAAUGUCCCGUCUGCGGUCUCUGCUGGGGUUUGGGCUGCUGGUGGUGGGCUCACGCCCGUCACACAUCAGAGCUCAGGUCAACAUCUGUCGCGCGGGGCCCACGUGGUGGGGGCCGCAGCGGCUGCGCUCGGGGGGCAGCGGGGACCCAGAGGUUAUGGCUAGCACCGCGGUGAAGUACUUGAGCCAGGAGGAGGCUCAGGCUGUGGACGAGGAGCUGUUUAACGAGUACCAGUUCAGCGUGGACCAACUUAUGGAGCUGGCUGGGCUGAGCUGUGCUACAGCCAUUGCCAAGGCAUAUCCCCCGACGUCCAUGUCCAGGAACCCCCCUACUGUUCUGGUCAUCUGUGGCCCUGGGAAUAAUGGAGGAGAUGGCCUGGUCUGUGCUCGACACCUCAAACUCUUUGGCUACCAGCCAACCAUCCAUUACCCCAAAAGGCCUAACAAGCCACUCUUUACUGCACUGGUGACCCAGUGUCAGAAAAUGGACAUCCCUUUCCUUGGUGAAAUGCCCCCAGAGCCCAUGCUGAUUGAUGAACUAUAUGACCUGGUGGUGGAUGCCAUCUUUGGCUUCAGCUUCAAGGGUGAUGUUCGGGAGCCAUUCCGCAGUGUCUUGAGUGUUCUGAAUGGACUCACUGUGCCCAUUGUCAGCAUUGACAUUCCCUCAGGAUGGGAUGUGGAGAAGGGAAACCCUGGAGGGAUCCAGCCAGACUUGCUCAUCUCCUUGACUGCACCCAAGAAGUCUGCCACACUGUUUACUGGUCGCUACCACUACCUGGGGGGUCGUUUCGUGCCACCUGCUCUGGAAAAGAAGUACCAGCUGAAUCUGCCACAGUACCCUGACACUGAGUGUGUGUAUCGUCUGCACUAAGAGAAUGUGGGUGGGUGUUCUUCUCAAUAAAGAUUUAGUGCCUCUGUCUCCCAGAACUGUGGAGACCUGAGAGCUAUUCUGGCAGCAAAAGUUAAUGGAUGGCAGGCAACAGUGGAGAUACUGUGCCAUCUCUGGGGAAGCUGACCAAACGAGAGGUUGCUGUGGCAUUUGGGGCAAUAAAAAUGGACUUUCAGAUGCUGAAAAA